ACUCUCUGUGCGGAGGAUUCUGAUUGGACGCGUCCGGAGCAGCAUCCACUGUGGAUUUCAUUUACAUUUUUAUUUUCAAUCUGCAGUUUGGAAACAUUCCCAGCUCUUCAGGACCCAUCCUCUUUGUUUCCAAACGAAAUGCUGACUCCAUGCUGAGAGUCGCAAAAUAAACAUCUCUUCCUGCUUUCCUCCUCCGGGCGUAAUGCAUCAGCAAAGUUCAGGAUCUGACCUCAAUUCCAGCAGUGACCUGCUGGCUUCUCACUGCAACUGGACAGCAGUGGACAGGACCCCACAGCUGCCUACUUUUUCCACAGCAGCGAAAGUCAGAGUGAUCAUUACCUUCACCCUGUGUGGCAUAUCUACUCUCUGCAAUCUGGCUGUUCUCUGGGCAGCCAGCGGCCAGAGACGCAAAUCACACGUACGCGUUCUGAUCGUCAACUUGACAGCAGCGGAUCUCUUGGUGACAUUUAUUGUGAUGCCGGUGGAUGCUGUGUGGAACAUCACUGUCCAGUGGCUUGCUGGAGACCUGGCGUGUAGGUUUCUGAUGUUCCUCAAGCUGCAGGCCAUGUACUCGUGUGCUUUUGUCACCGUGGUGAUAAGCCUGGACAGACAGUCGGCGAUCCUCAACCCUCUGUUGACAAGCAUGGCUCCCAAGAGGAAUAGGAUCAUGCUGAUGAUAGCGUGGGCAAUGAGUGCUUUGCUCUCCGUCCCUCAGAUGUUCAUUUUCCAUAAUGUAACCAUUACCGAUCCAGCCAACUUUACCCAGUGCACCACUAGGGGAAGCUUUGUCACUCACUGGCAGGAAACGGCCUACAAUAUGUUCACCUUCUCCUGGCUCUUCCUGCUGCCACUGGCCAUUAUGAUCACCUGUUACAGCAGGAUCUUCAUCCACAUCUCUGAGCAGAUGACCAAAAAAAACGUGUCUACUGAUGAACCACACCUUCGCUGCUCAAAGAACAACAUCCCAAAAGCCCGAAUGAGAACGCUGAAGAUGAGCAUCGUUAUUGUUGUUUCCUUCAUAGUAUGCUGGACUCCUUACUACCUGCUGGGACUUUGGUACUGGUUCUUCCCUGACGACCUGGAGGGGAAAGUCUCACACAGCCUCACCCACAUCCUGUUUAUCUUCGGGCUAUUUAACACCUGUCUCGACCCCAUCAUCUAUGGCCUGUUUACCGUACGCUUCAACAGAAGACUAAGAAACAACUAUAGCAGGGCUACCAUCAUGUCGGGGCUGGACACCAACAUGGUCGCAGUGGAGUCUGUGAAAUAUACUUUAUCUGCUUUACCUUCUAAAGGAGGAUCCCCAGAGGGAGAAAACGAUAACUGGGGACAAAAUGAGCAAAAAUCCGCUGACUGCAGCUUCUGAAUGGAUUCAGCUAUUGAGGAUGAGGUCAUCAUUUGGGCACAGAG
Messenger RNA from Cyprinodon tularosa, 1410 nucleotides. Its product is annotated as gonadotropin-releasing hormone II receptor-like. Gene Ontology annotation, biological process: G protein-coupled receptor signaling pathway. Gene Ontology annotation, molecular function: peptide binding; gonadotropin-releasing hormone receptor activity. The transcript has 4 exons. The record is from RefSeq and is a predicted model, not a curated record. NCBI's taxonomy places the organism in Eukaryota, Metazoa, Chordata, Actinopteri, Cyprinodontiformes, Cyprinodontidae. Gene Ontology annotation, cellular component: membrane. The coding region runs from base 203 to 1366 and encodes 387 amino acids.